CUAGGAGCUGAUUUGAUAAAAUUUGUAUUUGAGUAGACUAAGUCCUUUCAUCAAUUUUUGCCGCAGUGGUGAAGCCGGGUAAAGAUCAUGCAGGGGCAACGCUUGAACUUCCAUCAGAAGAAAUUAUUCGAAAGUCAGGAUAAGGAUUGGAGAGAAGAGGUUAGAACAAAGUGUGUCCUCUUCUAGAUUUUUUGUUUAGGAUUAAUAAGUAGUAGUGCUAGUCCUUUUCUGAGAGUGCUUGAAAUUUUCUGCUUACAUUCCUUUUUGUGGUUGUAUUUUUAUUUUUUUUUCUACUUGUUCCCUUUCAAAUUUAUCUAGUGGAGUGGAUAGGAUAUAAAUCUGACAGGUAAAACUAUGUGAUACCCUUUAUUUGUUGUAUGAUCGCAUAAUGUGGCCCAACUGUUUGUCAGCUUGUUUAAUUUGCCUGCAGCAUAAUUUAAUUUGGUUUAAAUAAGAUUGCAGUUCUAUAGUUUAUACUCAAUUGGGGUUUGGUCCUUGUAAGUACACAUGCUCAUGCACGCAUAAAUUAAUGGGCUCAUGGGUUGUCGAUCCUUAUUGUUUCGUAUCACUAAAGUUUUGUUUCCUAAGGACCAAUCUGUUAUGAAAAAUAAGGACAGCCUUUAAAAGUAGAAAUAGAAAGUACCCGGAUUAAAACCCAAUGGGUGUAAUUAUAAAGACUGAAACCCCGAAGAUAGGGAGCUAAAACUGAAAUGAGAGACAAUAUAGGUACUGAUACAUUUUCUUGACAGUAAAACAACAGCUCAAUGGAUAAUAUAAGGAUUAAAAUCACAUUUGAACUGUUCGAAUUUAAGGGCAGUUUGAGGUUUUUAGGUGGUGUUUAUGAGAUCCCAUCUAUAAUUGUUGUAGCACUGACCUCCCCGGUGCCCUAUAGAAUUGAAAAAAGAAAUGAAAAUACACCUGAUACUUACAACUAUCAGGCUUACUCAAUUUACAGUCUGACACAGCCAAAUUGUAGAGGCAUGUUUGGUUGAAGAAAAAUGUUAACGACACAUUGUUAGACACACUCUUUAUUAUUGAGUAAAAUCCUUGUGGGUUAUACUAAAUUGGGAUUGGAACCCACAUAGAUUUCGCUCAGUAUUAAAGAGUGUUAGAAAAUGUGUUGCUAGUAUUCUUCUUUAGCUGAAUAUUUCAAAAAUUGUUGAUUGCUUAGUUCAGGCUUAGACACUAUAAUAAAAUUCAAUUUUGGGAGUUAUAUAUGCGCUAGAACUGUUUUUUAGCUAUAUAAUUGAUAGAUAUAGCUAAGGUCAUAAUUUGGGUGUGUGAACUGCCUUUUAUCUUGCCGAACAAUCCUAUGCUGAAAUGUUUCAAACUUCUCCAUAAUCUUACUAGUGACUAACGAUUUGUCCUGCUGGUAUAUAUGGUUGCCGAGUAUUUGCGCAAGAGAGAGAACGUUGCCACCUCAGUUAAGAGUUAGCAAAUUUGAUGGUUUUUCUGCUCUCAAUUUUUUGUAUUACCGACAAUGCCCGGGUCGAUUUUACUUCGAAGAAUAAAAUAUAUAACAUUUGGCAAACAGGUUAAACGGAGAGUUACGAGAUGAAAUAUAACAUAUGGAUAAUGUUUUAUUUUUGGUGUAUUUUAGAAGAACAGAACAGAACAUAAAAAAGUACAUUUAUGCUGAAAGGGUGAAAUCAAAGAGAGCAGAAACAUAACUUUGCAUGCCAUAUGCUACCAUAAGAUGGACUCGUGCCUACACAAGCCUUGACAUUUCACAGACCCACUUAGACUCGGUAGUGUGAAGCAAUAAGUGGUGAAGUUGGCUUGCCAAAUGAAGAGGUUGAGAUUUCCGUAAAAAAAAUUCAUGCCAGAUCGAGUUGCUAAGUAGAGUAGUGGGACAUGUAUUUGUGAGGAAUUCAAGUUACAAAUUGAUGAUGAACCGAAUUCUCAAUUCUACUUUUAAUGACAGAAACUAAACCUCGUAACUACUUGCGUUGCGUAUGUACCUGUGGCCUAAUCAUAGCGUCUGGUUUUUGCCUUUUAGAUUUAAGUCAAGGCAAAUAGUAAUAAACUUCUUGUUACAAUUAUUUUAUAAUUAAACCCAACAUGGCUUUGUGAGCUAAACAAGAUUGAGGCCGGAUUCGUUUACUUACGUCAUGUUUUUCUUCUUAUGACUUCAUUUUCAUUAGCAUUUUUCUAUUGGCGCGGGGUUAUGAACUAGACGUAAAUACAAGUAAUAGCAACAUGGCAUCUUGUUGGCUGACGAAUUAUAAUUUUUCAUCGAUUCAAGUACCAGCAAAAUACAGUUCUUCAAAUAGUCGAAGGCUCGAAGUACGUUUUUUAAGGGUUUUUGUUAGCAGGUUGGUGAAAUCGAUUAAAAUGAAUGUUAAUCCAUUUAUCAUAUAUAAAAGUUGGGAUGUGACUUGUAUUGUUGACAUCUCAAUUAAUAACUUGACUAUUUGCCGCAUCAUGGAUUUGUUAUUGUUGUCACAUUUUGGUUGAAUCCUUACUUCUUCUCAAGCCAUCAAUUAUUUUCUUAUGCAGUCAUUCUUAUAUUUAUUUAUUUAUAAUUUUUCUAUUUUCAAAUAUCUUCCUUCGUCAUAAAUAUGACUCAAUUCUCCUAAUUAAUCUAGUGUAUUUUCAUUUCUUGACAUUUGACUUUUUUUUUCCCCUUUUAUUAACAACUAACGCGGGAGUUUAAUUUGCUAGCUACAAACCAUUUGUUUAUUUUAUUUUUCUCAUGGAUCUUAUCAUUUAACUGCCUUAAUUUAUGUAAUGAUAAUUAUCAAGCUUAAUUUUUUAUAACCAAAUUGGAAUUUUUAUCGGGAAAUGUAGAUGAGGAUAAAUAACUAAAAGUGGUAAAUUUUUAUUGAAAAUAAAGUAUUUAUUAUCUUGAAAAUUUAAAAAGUGUAAUAAAUGUUAUGUUUUUAAAUAAAAAAAUUACUGUUUUUAUAUGUUUAAAUUCAAUCUUAAAGUUAACAAAACUGUGUGUUUAAUUUGAAUGGCUUAAUCUUCGUGACAAUCAAGAGCACCGGAACUCUUGCAAUAUUAUGCAAGCAGAGCAUGUAUUCUUAUCCAAAAUUAAAGAGAACCCACCUUCCGAUCACGUUACUUACGUUUCCCAUCUAUAGUUCACCACCCAUGUACCUUUUUAGUUGAAUUCACUAGUCUCUUGCCUUUGCAACAAACUCCUCCACAAAAGGUGCAAUUAAGCGAGACAUAAGACUAACAUAUAUAAUGCUCCUAGAGAGCCUUCCUUUUUCAAAACUAGUCAAGCAAUUCCACUAUAAAACUCCAUACUGUCAUUCCUAACUUUAUUCAUUAUGUUUUUGUACUUUUAAUACCAAACUAGCAGAAUAGCUACUACUUUGUCUUUCUAUGAUAAAAUGAUCAGCAUUUCAUGCCAUGCAUUACUGCUGCCGUUUAUUUUUCUUUCAUUACUCGCAAAUACUGACCAAAUGGUAGUUGCUAAAGGGAAAGACAACGUUAGAGAUGCUUGUAGAGUAACUAGGUAUCAAAAACUUUGUGUCCGCUCGCUAGCACCAUUCUCUAACAGUGCUGGAAGAAGUCCCAGCAAGUGGGCAAGAGCAGGAGUGUCAGUGACAAUUGGUGAGAUUAAGAAUGUUGAAGCAUAUCUGGCAAAGUUGAAGAGGCACGGGCGUAUAAGAGGAAGAGAAAGAGUUGCACUUUCUGAUUGCGUUGAGUCUUUUUCAGAUGCCCUUUAUGAGCUUCAUAAAUCACUUGGUGUGCUCAGAAGGCUUAGCAGAAGCACGUUUGGGACCCAGACGGGAGACAUCAAGACAUGGAUAAGUGCAGCACUCAUUAACGAAGAUACUUGCCUUCAUGGGUUUCAAGGAAAAAAGGAGAGAGAAAUUAAACUGCUGCUAAAUCGGGUUCUGAAAGUCUAUUAUGUAACCAGUAACGCUCUAGCUCUUGUCAACAAACUUGCUACUACAGGAAUAGGAAGCAUGUCUGAUCCCUAGAAGUUCUGAAGAUUUUAAAAUAAAUGUUUCUCCAAAGAACUAGAAUAAA
Messenger RNA from Abrus precatorius (Indian licorice), 3987 nucleotides. Its product is annotated as pectinesterase inhibitor 6-like. Gene Ontology annotation, molecular function: enzyme inhibitor activity. The coding region runs from base 3342 to 3938 and encodes 198 amino acids. Gene Ontology annotation, biological process: negative regulation of catalytic activity. The record is from RefSeq and is a predicted model, not a curated record. The transcript has a single exon. NCBI's taxonomy places the organism in Eukaryota, Viridiplantae, Streptophyta, Magnoliopsida, Fabales, Fabaceae.